AUUUGUUUGAGACUGCUGAGGACUGACUAAUGAGGGGGCAAGAGUUCUGCAGCUUUCUCUCUCUCUAUCUGUCUGCCUCCACUGACUGGGGAUGGCUGUAGCAGAGCCUCUGAGUGCCCUUUCCCGCUGGUAUCUCUAUGCCAUUCACGGCUACUUCUGCGAGGUGAUGUUCACAGCAGCCUGGGAUUUUGUGGUGCACUUCAACUGGAAAUUUCCCGGGGUCACCAGCGUCUGGGCCCUGUUCAUCUACGGCACAUCCAUGCUGAUAGUGGAGAGGAUGUACCUCUACCUCAGGGACAAGUGCUGCACCGCUGCCCGGUGCCUCAUCUACACCGUCUGGACGUACAUUUGGGAGUUCUGCACGGGCUACAUCCUGCGGCAGUUCGACGCCUGCCCGUGGGACUACUCGCAGUUCGAGUUUGACUUCAUGGGGCUGAUCACCCUGGAGUACGCCAUUCCGUGGCUCUGCGGCUCCUUCCUCAUGGAGAAGCUGGUCAUCAGGAACACGCUGCGCCUGAGGUUCGACCGCCCCCGGGACGCGGCGGCAGCGGCGGCGGCGGCGGGAGCAGCGCCGACAGCCUGGUGCCCCAGCGCCCUGACCAACGGGCACAUCAACACCGACUGACCCUCCCCUCUCCUCUCCUCCGAACCGAUCUGUGGAGGGGCGGGAAGAUGAGGACAGAAAUGAUGGCGCGGCGAGGAUGGCUGAAGGAGCGACAUUUCCGCGUCCACAGAGGAUGGAGGAAAGGCAGACUUAACGGGCGGACGGUGCCGCUUGGAGCAAUUCCCCCGCCCCCGUGUUGACGUCAGGCGGCCAGUGCUGGAUGCUGAUUGGCCGGGACAGCUGUCACUCAGGUCAUUUGAACCCAGCGGCACGAGCUCGGACCGUUGUUUCCCGCUCGCUCAUGGUAACGGCUCAAU
This is a messenger RNA of Hemiscyllium ocellatum (epaulette shark), 921 nucleotides long. Its product is annotated as transmembrane protein 229B-like. Lineage: Eukaryota; Metazoa; Chordata; Chondrichthyes; Orectolobiformes; Hemiscylliidae. The coding region runs from base 92 to 625 and encodes 177 amino acids. The transcript has 2 exons. The record is from RefSeq and is a predicted model, not a curated record.